Molecule: messenger RNA, 627 nt
Organism: Aspergillus saccharolyticus JOP 1030-1
Lineage: Eukaryota; Fungi; Ascomycota; Eurotiomycetes; Eurotiales; Aspergillaceae
Product: putative cell surface protein
Exons: 3
Coding region: 1-627 (208 amino acids)
Source: RefSeq, a predicted model, not a curated record
AUGACCUUCCUCACCACCGCCAUCAACCUCCUGGGCCUCCUCGCCCUCACAGCCCCGUUGAAAGUCCACGCCAAAACCGACAUCGGAACUCCCCUGCACCUCCUCCUCCUCCACCACCUACGCGAGAUUUGUGAAUUCAUUGACUGCGGCGGCGGACGCGCGCCCCCCAAGACCACCGUUCAGGGGUGUCCGCUUCACUCAGGGACUGAGCCCGUGCCGACGCAUUAUCUGCCUGGUUGGGGGCCGGGUGGGCGGUUGGUGGCGACGAUGACGACGACGACUGGCUCGGGUGCUGAGGCGGAGGCCACGCAGAGUGGGAGUACCGAUGUCACUGCCAGUGCCGGUGCUACUGGUAGUGGUUUCUCUGAAGUGCCUGCUGCCAGUUUCUCAGGCUCGUGGUACGGGAGGAAGCGAGAGCCUGGGCGAGGGAUCUGGCUCGAUCUCGGGCGUCAGCGUGUCGGGAAUGGCUUCUCCUGCUUCUACUUUACGUCUGCUUCUGCAAUUUCUGGGGCUGGUGGUGGUGCCACAGGUUCGUCCGGUGCUGCCGUUGGGAUGCGGGGGAGUGCGGGGAUGACGGCUGUGGUGGUGUCUGGUGCCGUUGUUUUGAUGGGGAGUGUGAUACUGUGA